This is a messenger RNA of Prorocentrum cordatum, 840 nucleotides long. The record is from the annotation of a GenBank genome assembly. NCBI's taxonomy places the organism in Eukaryota, Dinophyceae, Prorocentrales, Prorocentraceae.
GUGGUAGCCAUGAAGGUGAUGGGCGUUCCAGCGGCUACAGCUACCAGUACCGUGGCCAUGAAUCUCGGCGUCGUGACGGCAGUUGGGGUCCUGAGCGCAGGUUUGACCCCGACCGACGUGGACCUCGGGAUGCUGAUCGUGACUACAGCGGCCUCCGUGACUCCACGGACCAGCGUGACUACUACCGUGACACCCGUGAUAUACGUGACGUUCGGGAGUGCCGCGAGUACCGUGACCAUCGUGACCACCGUGAUGCACCAUACGACCGCCGCCCUGACCGUGACGCCCGCGGCCGUGGCUCAGAUCGAGGUGAUCGUGACCGUGGCCAGGGUUCUGGCAGACGUCCAGCGCCUUCGGGAAGAGCUAGCGGCUGCGGACCCUGAGUUCAAGGCCGCGCUCAAGGACAAGGAGGACAGGAAGGAGGAGAUGCAGCUCCGCAAGCAGGGCGAAUAUGUGGCGAUGGCCAUGAAGUCAAGCUUCGGGGACCAGCUCACCAAGCUCCUCGAGGCGUUGGACAGCGGUGGCAAGCCGAAGAAGUCCGUCAUGGGGGAGCGCGAGGUGAGCCCGACACCGGUGGCGGAAGCCCCCGUUAGCACGGCUCUUCUCAAGAGGGCGGAGAUCGGAUGGCCCCGGUCCCUCAUCGGCGGCAAGAAGCAGCUGGGCACACGCAUGUCCUGGGCUGAGGCCGCUCAGGUCUUGGAGGCGCGCAUGGUGGACAAGACGGUGGUGGCGCAGAUCAACAAGUGCAUCAUGGCCCACUUUCCGAAGCGUACGCCACCUACGAGCAAGGCGAAGCGUGUGCAGCUUGUCCUGGGGAUCCUUCACGCCAGCGCCCUCUGA